AUGGAGCAGAACCCGUGGGGGAAAUGGUCUUCCGAUUUGGAAACUGAUGAUCAUGUCAAUGAGUGUUUACGCCACACGAAUAAUCCUUUUGAUGAAGAGUUCCUCAGAGAUAUUCUGCAACAGCCACAAGAGGCCACUGGUCCUGUUAAUAACUCAUCAAUCAAUAUGUGUCAACAUGUUGCACAAAAACCAACAACAUAUAUACUGUCUUUUGAUAAAUCCACUGCAUUGUUACCAAAUGACAAUGAUUCUUGCUCUGUUUGGAAAGAUGUUUCCCAAUCUCAAUUGGGAAAUCACAACACAGAUUCUUUGCCUUUGUCGUCAUCAAAGGAAAAUCCAGGAACCAAGAAGACUCGAAACGCUUCUGAGACACUAGAUCACAUAAUGUCAGAGAGACAAAGGAGAAGGGAACUCACAAGGAAGUUCAUAGCACUUUCAGCCACUAUUCCUGGCUUGAAGAAGAUGGACAAGGCCCAUGUACUAAGAGAAGCUAUCAAUUAUGUGAAACAACUUCAAGAACGUGUGAAAGAGCUAGAAGAAGAUAUUCAGAAGAACGGUCUAGAAUCAGUGAUAACCAUAACAAGAUCUUAUCUCUAUAUUGAAGAUGACACUGCUUUCAGUGAAACUAACACUGAUGAAUGCUAUGGGCCCAACGAAGCACUUCCUGAAGUUGAAGCCAGAGUCAUAGGGAAGGAAGUGUUGAUCAAAAUUCAGUGUGGGAAACAAAAGGGUAUUCUGCUCAAAAUAUUGUCCCAGCUUGAAGGCCUUCAUCUCUCAAUAUGCAGUAGCAAUGUCUUGCCAUUUGGGGAUACUCUUGACAUCACCAUUAUUGCUCAGAUGGGUGACAAAUACAGCUUGAUAGUGAAGGAUCUAGUGAAAAAACUGAGACUAGUGGCUAUGCUGAAGUCAUGUGAAGUAAGAUAA
This is a messenger RNA of Gastrolobium bilobum, 924 nucleotides long. Its product is annotated as transcription factor bHLH18-like. The record is from RefSeq and is a predicted model, not a curated record. Bases 1 to 924 code for a protein of 307 amino acids. The transcript has 5 exons. Lineage: Eukaryota; Viridiplantae; Streptophyta; Magnoliopsida; Fabales; Fabaceae. Gene Ontology annotation, molecular function: protein dimerization activity.